Messenger RNA from Mus musculus (house mouse), 1840 nucleotides. RefSeq names its product carboxylesterase 1C (gene Ces1c). Lineage: Eukaryota; Metazoa; Chordata; Mammalia; Rodentia; Muridae. Gene Ontology annotation, cellular component: endoplasmic reticulum lumen. Bases 26 to 1690 code for a protein of 554 amino acids. Gene Ontology annotation, biological process: retinol metabolic process. Gene Ontology annotation, molecular function: carboxylesterase activity. The record is from RefSeq and is marked validated. The transcript has 13 exons.
AAGAGCUCCUCUCCUUCCUUCCAACAUGUGGCUCCAUGCUCUGGUCUGGGCUUCUCUUGCUGUUUGCCCAAUUCUGGGACACUCACUCUUACCACCUGUGGUGGACACCACACAAGGCAAAGUCCUGGGGAAGUAUAUCAGCUUAGAAGGAUUUGAACAGCCUGUGGCCGUCUUCCUGGGAGUCCCCUUUGCCAAGCCCCCUCUUGGAUCUCUGAGGUUUGCUCCACCACAGCCUGCAGAGCCCUGGAGCUUCGUGAAGAAUGCCACCUCCUACCCUCCUAUGUGCUCCCAAGAUGCAGGUUGGGCAAAGAUACUCUCAGAUAUGUUCAGCACCGAAAAGGAGAUCCUGCCUCUCAAGAUUUCGGAAGACUGUCUCUACCUGAAUAUUUACAGUCCUGCCGAUUUGACAAAAAGCAGCCAAUUGCCUGUGAUGGUGUGGAUCCAUGGAGGUGGACUGGUGAUAGGCGGAGCAUCACCCUAUAAUGGACUAGCUCUCUCUGCCCAUGAGAACGUGGUGGUAGUAACCAUUCAAUACCGCCUGGGUAUUUGGGGAUUAUUUAGCACAGGUGAUGAACACAGCCCAGGAAACUGGGCUCACCUGGACCAACUGGCUGCACUACGCUGGGUCCAAGAUAACAUUGCAAACUUUGGAGGGAACCCGGAUUCCGUGACCAUCUUUGGAGAGUCAUCAGGGGGUAUCAGUGUCUCUGUCCUUGUCUUAUCUCCUCUGGGCAAGGACCUCUUCCACAGAGCCAUUUCUGAGAGUGGUGUGGUCAUAAAUACAAACGUGGGCAAGAAGAAUAUACAGGCUGUGAAUGAAAUAAUAGCUACUCUUUCCCAGUGUAAUGACACCUCAUCAGCUGCCAUGGUUCAGUGCUUGCGCCAGAAGACAGAGAGUGAGCUCUUGGAGAUUUCAGGGAAACUGGUACAGUACAAUAUCUCCCUGUCCACCAUGAUUGACGGAGUGGUGCUGCCAAAGGCACCAGAAGAGAUCCUGGCUGAGAAGAGUUUCAACACUGUCCCCUACAUAGUGGGCUUCAACAAGCAAGAGUUUGGCUGGAUAAUUCCAAUGAUGUUGCAAAAUCUACUCCCUGAAGGCAAAAUGAAUGAGGAAACGGCCAGUCUUCUCUUGAGGAGGUUCCACUCUGAACUUAACAUCUCUGAAAGUAUGAUUCCAGCAGUCAUUGAGCAGUACUUAAGAGGGGUAGAUGACCCUGCCAAAAAGAGUGAGCUUAUCCUGGACAUGUUUGGAGAUAUAUUUUUUGGUAUCCCGGCUGUGCUCUUGUCCCGUAGCCUCAGAGAUGCUGGAGUGUCCACCUACAUGUAUGAGUUUCGGUAUCGCCCAAGCUUCGUGUCUGACAAGAGACCCCAGACGGUUGAGGGUGAUCAUGGCGAUGAAAUCUUCUUUGUAUUCGGGGCUCCACUAUUAAAAGAGGGUGCCUCAGAAGAGGAAACCAACCUCAGCAAGAUGGUGAUGAAAUUCUGGGCCAACUUUGCUCGAAAUGGGAACCCUAAUGGGGAGGGGCUGCCUCACUGGCCAGAAUAUGAUGAGCAGGAAGGGUAUCUACAGAUUGGAGCCACUACCCAGCAAGCCCAGAGACUGAAAGCAGAGGAAGUGGCUUUCUGGACUGAGCUCCUGGCUAAGAAUCCACCUGAGACAGACCCUACUGAACACACAGAACACAAAUGAAUGGGAGGCUCUGCCAGUCUCAGGACCAGCGGAGCGAAAAUGGAGCUAUUCCACAAAGGAUGACUAUUCACCAAAGAUGGAUCUUACAGAGGAAACUGCACAAUAGUACAGUAUCACAAUUUGAAAAUAAAUUUCCUUUUAGAAAUCAAA